This is a messenger RNA of Chilo suppressalis (striped riceborer), 963 nucleotides long. Lineage: Eukaryota; Metazoa; Arthropoda; Insecta; Lepidoptera; Crambidae. The record is from the annotation of a GenBank genome assembly.
ACUGCAUCUAAUGUUAAUUAAAUUUAUUCAUAAUUUUUUUUUUCUUCAGUUAAAAUUUAUUAAAAGAAAAAAUAUAUAUUUAAAUUAUAUUUUUACUGUGUGUACAGUAGUGUACAGAAUGACUUGACACUUUGACAGAAUGACAGAUAGUUUGACAAUCGUUCGUCGCUGGUCUCUGUUGAUUUGAUCGUGAGUGACUUUCACAAAACAGAUUUAAAAUCUUCGUAAAUAUUAAAUAAUAUAAUAUGGCUGCAUCAGUUAUAAACACAUAUGCUGACCCUAGCAUGCCAGAAUGGUUGAGCGCACCCCAUAGCACCGGUACUUCUAUUAUGGCGUGUGAGUUCAACGGUGGUGUAGUGAUCGGCGCCGACUCCCGCACCACAACAGGCGCGUACAUCGCUAAUAGAGUCACCGACAAGCUGACUCGGAUCACUGACCACAUUUACUGCUGUCGGUCUGGCUCCGCAGCAGACACCCAAGCCAUGGCAGAUAUUGUUACAUACCAUUUGAAUUUUCAUAAAAUGGAGCUAGGAGAAGAGCCAUUAGUCCAAACUGCUGCAGCAAUAUUUCGUGAGCUGUGCUACAACUACCGUGACUCUCUGGUGGCUGGUAUAUUAGUUGCUGGUUGGGACAAAAAGAAAGGAGGUCAAAUUUAUUCAGUGCCCAUUGGUGGUAUGGUGCAGCGCCAGGCAGUGUCCAUUGGUGGUUCUGGCUCGUCCUAUGUGUAUGGCUAUGUCGACGCCAACUUCAAGCCCAACAUGAGCAAGGAGGAAGCUGUAAAGUUUGUUACAAAUACCCUCACAUUGGCCAUGCUUCGUGAUGGUUCAUCGGGUGGAGUAGUAAGGUUGGGAGUGAUCACGGAAAGUGGUGUCCAAAGAUCAGUGGUCCUGGGAGACCAACUUCCUAAGUUCUAUGAGGGAUGAAAGUGCUUUUUGUAAACCAUUUGUAAGGUAAUAAAUACAU